This is a messenger RNA of Lichtheimia ornata, 828 nucleotides long. RefSeq lists its product as uncharacterized. Gene Ontology annotation, biological process: interstrand cross-link repair; recombinational repair. The record is from RefSeq and is a predicted model, not a curated record. Gene Ontology annotation, cellular component: mitochondrial chromosome; mitochondrial nucleoid. The transcript is spliced from 6 exons. Gene Ontology annotation, molecular function: single-stranded DNA binding. Bases 1 to 828 code for a protein of 275 amino acids. NCBI's taxonomy places the organism in Eukaryota, Fungi, Mucoromycota, Mucoromycetes, Mucorales, Lichtheimiaceae.
AUGCUUCGACGGUUUACGCUUCAAAACGUAUCACGCGUGAGUCGAUUAUCCAAAGUCAAACGUGAAGCACCAUUGACAUGUCAUGAGCAGCGAUCGUUCGUUUCAACCACCCGGACCGUCCGAAUCAGCCCAAAGACAUCGGCGAAAAAAGACGACAGCAUCAAAAAAGAAGACAUUCAAGCCGCCAAGGUGGACAGUGCGACCAUGGCAGCUGCCAAGGAACUUGUCGACAACAAUGUGGGUCCUUUUCCUGCAAGCGAUUCGUUCGAUCAGCCGUUUCAGGAGGCUUCCAGUGCCCAAGACUGGUCACGGUCUUUCCAUGGCCUAUCCACACAACCUUUUCCACGAGAGAUUGCUGACGUGCUCCAGGAACCUAUCGCCCCUGAAGAUGUUGAGAUCACACCAGAUGGUUUGUUGUACCUCCCAGAAAUCAAAUAUCGCCGUAUCUUAAACAGAGCCUUUGGACCUGGUGGUUGGGGUCUUGCACCACGUGGCGAUCAUUCCAUCAACAAGAAGAACAUUUCUCGAGAAUAUGCACUCGUUUGUCAUGGAAGAUUCGUAUCUCAAGCUAGAGGUGAACAAGACUUUUUCGAUAUCACAGGUCUCCCAACAGCGUCAGAAGGAUGUAAGAGUAAUGCAUUGAUGCGGUGCUGCAAGGAUUUGGGUAUUGCGUCUGAGCUAUGGGAUCCUACCUUCAUUCGCAAAUUCAAAAAGAAGCAUUGUGUGGAUGUAUGGGCUGAGCAUGUUGUUCAAAAGAGGAAAAAGAAGCUUUGGAGAAGAAAAGAUAGCACACUUGAAUAUCCCUAUAAAGAACUGUCUCAGGAUUAG